Messenger RNA from Balaenoptera ricei (Rice's whale), 4333 nucleotides. RefSeq names its product LRR binding FLII interacting protein 2 (gene LRRFIP2). Lineage: Eukaryota; Metazoa; Chordata; Mammalia; Artiodactyla; Balaenopteridae. The record is from RefSeq and is a predicted model, not a curated record. The transcript is spliced from 30 exons. Bases 483 to 2717 code for a protein of 744 amino acids. Gene Ontology annotation, biological process: regulation of DNA-templated transcription.
CCGCCUCCGCCGCCCGCCGCUCGGGCUGCGGCUCCUCCUGGGGGCCGGUUCCCGCUGUCUCAGCCGCGGCGCCGAGGGACAUCGGCGUGACUGACUGACCGGCUGCCGGCGCCGGGAGCCGCCGCAUCCAGCCCGGUCCGCCUGGCCGGGGACCCAGGACCGAGUCCGCCCCUCGCGCCCCUCGCCUUUCGCCCCGGCGGGCUCCCGGCCGGCGAGCUGCGCUCCGGCCCUUCCCGGGCGGCGUCGCAGCCAUAGCCCGCGCCCGGAGACAGGUGGUUGCUUUCUCUCUGGAGAAUCUGAACGGAGAGAUGGUCCUUUAACAGGAAAAAUGUACCACCUUAUCCAGUUUGCAAAUAAAGACUUUAUGACCAUCAUUCAAAACUCAACUUUUAAAACUUCAGAAGGAAGGAAUUGAGCAAAAUUUACCCUGCUGAAAACAGUGAAGUCACUUUCCACAGUUGAAAGACUAUUAAGAAGACAAGAUGGGGACUCCUGGUUCUGGAAGGAAAAGAACACCUGUGAAAGACCGAUUUUCUGCAGAAGAUGAAGCUUUGAGUAGCAUUGCCAGAGAGGCAGAGGCAAGACUGGCAGCAAAACGGGCUGCCCGAGCAGAAGCAAGAGAUAUCCGCAUGAGAGAACUGGAACGGCAACAAAAAGAGCACUCUUAUCAUUCCUUUGAUCGGAAAUGGGGACAGAUUCAGAAGUGGCUGGAUGAGUCGGAAAGGGCCAGGUAUUCCCACCGGUCCGGUCAUCGUCGUCCUUCUCUGGGAGUUGAGGAUGCCUUGUCCAUUCGAAGUCUUGGCAGUCACAGGAACCCAUCGAAGGACGUAAUGGGGACACAUUGGAGCAGAGCCAGUACACCCAAAAGGAAAGACAUCAUGUAUGAUGCUUUCAAGGAUAGAUCGUCAAGACUUUCAUCAUUAAAUCAUUCUUACAGUCACUCUGAUGGAAUGAAGAAGAGAUCUUCUGGUUCUCAUAAAGACCCACUGAGUGGCCUCUACUUUGACCAGAGAAACUAUAGCAGUCUUAGACGUAGCAAACCCACCUCUGCCUACUAUACUAGGCAGUCUUCUUCCCUAUACAGUGACCCUCUGGCAACAUCUAAGAGCUACAGGGCCUCCCCUACUGCAAAUUCUGGUCUUCUGAGAAGUGCCAGUCUGGCGUCAUUGUAUGAUGGUGGAUUAUAUAACCCUUAUGGUUCUCGAACUCCAUCUGAAUACAGUUUUCACUCAUCAAGAACGAGUUCAGCCCGAAGCAGUCCUGUGUUUAUCGACGAUGACACUGCAAGCAUUGCUUCUUCUGGUCGUGCCAGCCGUGGGCGAAGGGAGAGUGUGGUUUCUGCAGCUGAUUAUUUUAGUCGCUCCAAUCGUAGGGGGAGCGUGGUCUCCGACGUGGAUGAUGUCAGCAUCCCAGAUCUGACCAGCUUGGAUGAAAAAUCUGACAAACAAUAUGCUGAAAAUUACACAAGGCCUUCAUCUCGAAAUUCUGCCUCAGCAACAACCCCUCUAAGUGGAAACUCAUCCAGACGAGGAAGCGGGGACACCAGCAGCUUAAUAGAUCCAGACACCUCAUUAAGUGAAUUGCGGGAUAUCUAUGACCUUAAGGACCAGAUACAGGAUGUAGAAGGGAGAUACAUGCAGGGGCUUAAGGAACUAAAGGAGUCUUUGUCUGAAGUGGAAGAAAAAUACAAGAAAGCCAUGGUUUCCAAUGCACAGUUAGACAAUGAGAAGAACAAUUUGAUAUACCAAGUAGAUACCCUCAAGGAUGUUAUUGAAGAGCAGGAGGAACAGAUGGCAGAAUUUUAUAGAGAAAAUGAAGAAAAAUCAAAGGAGUUAGAAAGGCAGAAACAUACGUGUAGUGUGCUACAGCAUAAGAUGGAUGAACUUAAAGAAGGCCUCCGACAAAGAGAUGAGCUUAUUGAGGAGAAUCAGCGUAUGCAGCAGAGAAUAGACACCAUGACAAAAGAGGUGUUUGAACUCCAGGAGACACUGCUUUGGAAAGAUAAAAACAUUAGGGCCCUAGAGAAACAGAAAGAAUACAUUGGCUGCCUUAGGAGUGAGCGGGACUCGCUCAGAGAGGAGCUGGCCGAGCUGAAGGCAGCAGUGGAGACGGGAGAGAAACAUGGCUUAGUCAUCAUCCCCGACGGCACUCCCAACGGCGACGUCCAUCAGGAGCCAGUGGUCGGAGCCAUCACUGUUGUGUCUCAGGAAGCCGCUCAGGUCUUGGAGUCGGCAGGAGAAGGGCCACUGGAUGUAAGGCUACGAAAACUUGCUGGAGAAAAGGAAGAGCUACUAUCACAGAUUAGAAAACUGAAGCUGCAGUUGGAGGAGGAACGGCAGAAGUGCUCCAGGAGCGAUGGCACAGCAGGUGACCUGGCGGGACUGCAGAAUGGCUCGGACCUGCAGCUCAUUGAAAUGCAGAGAGAUGCCAACAGACAAAUUAGUGAAUACAAGUUUAAGCUUUCAAAAGCAGAACAGGAUAUAACCACCUUGGAGCAAAGUAUCAGCCGCCUGGAGGGGCAGGUGCUGAGAUAUAAAACCGCUGCUGAGAAUGCGGAGAAAGUCGAGGAUGAACUGAAAGCAGAAAAGAGGAAGCUACAACGAGAGUUACGAACAGCACUGGACAAGAUCGAGGAGAUGGAGAUGACCAACAGCCACCUGGCCAAGCGGCUGGAGAAGAUGAAGGCCAACAGGACAGCACUGCUGGCCCAGCAAUAGGGAGGCUGCCCUGCCGCCCGGGCCCCGCCCGGAAGGACUGAUCUUUCGUCCACUCAGACCCCUUUCAGGACUGUUUGAGCUUUGUCAUUAAAAUAGCCACCUUUGUAUUUUAUAAUUUAUGAGAGAAUGAAACAGGUUUGAAUCUUCAUGAAUGAACACUUUGGAUUUUGUUGGUAGUUUGAUUCUAGACUAAGAACUGGUCCAUGCCGUUAUUAUUUUUUAUUUCCAUAAUUUUAGAAUCAAGUUUACUCACCAUUUUUCCCCAGCUGCCUCAGUGACUGGGCACUCGGAGGCUUUGGCACGGGUUCUGGAGGACAGCGAUUCAGCGCUCACCGAGGUACUUCCUGGAGACCUCAGAAAACACAAGUGCCUUCUCCACAGUGCAAUUCAGACGUCAGUGAUCUCCAGUGGUCAAAAGACAUUUACCCUUAAUAUCAGGUAGCAUUUAUAUUUUAGUGAAGAAACAAGUUCACAGGUGGGGAAUAUAUGUUUCACUCAAAUUUAUAUGUUUGGAGGAAAAAGCCUUUUUUUUGUAAGAUAUUUAAAUUUAUAUAAGAAACUGUUAGAAAAAGAUACGGGGAGUGUAUAUAAAACUUGCUUUAUUGCAUGGGGCAGGGGAAGUCCAAGGCCUGUACUCUUAAAGUAAGAGUAGGGUCCUUGGUCUUCACAUCAACUGUGCUGUAUCUUGUAAAGUAUUUCAUCUGCUGCUCAUCUGUGGAAUGAAACCUCAGACCAGCCCGAUGAGGGAGGGAGGGCAGGCCAGGCCAGGCAGGUGGGAAGUCGGCCUGAAGAUUCUAUUAAAUACACCCUUUUGCUGACUACAGUUGGCUACUGACACAUUCAUUUUCUUAGAGGAGCCUUUAAAACUAGUCAUUGGCAAUCAUGCCCUCCUAGCUCGCCCCUCUUUUCUCUCCUUAAAAUAAUCUCCUUAAAGAAAAAUAAUCUGGAAUAUAGAAUUUCUUUUUUAAGAACUUCAGUUUCAUGUUUAAAGGCACCCAGUUUAAGAGGAUUUUAUCAUCGAGUCGUAGCCAUGUUACAGUAUUUGUGAUUCUCUUUUGCUCUCAGAAUUGAGGUGGUUUUAUGGAAAUGAUUAUUGUAUCUUCAGUGUGUUUACACAGAAAAAAUAUGGGGGAAAGUCUAAUGAAUUAAGGCCACAUAAGAUAAAAUUAGACUUGAAACUAGGUAAUAAAGUUAACUUAAGUAUGAAUAAAAUCUCUAAUAAUUAUUCCCUUCUUUAGAAUAAUUAGCUCUUUGUGUUUAAAACAUGGAAACCAGGGGCUUCCCUGGUGGCGCAGUGGUUAAGAAUCCGCCUGCCAAUGCAGGGCACAUGGGUUUGAGCCCUGGUCUGGGAAAAUUCCACAUACCGCAGAGCACCUAAGCCCGUGCACCAGAACUACUGAGCCUGUGCUCUAGAGCCCGCGUGCCACAACUACUGAAGCCCACGCACCUAGAGCCCAUGCUCUGCAACAAGAGAAGCCACCGCAAGGAGAAGCCCACGCACCUCAACGAAGAGUAGCCCCCGCUCGCUGCAACUAGCGAAAGCCUACACGCAGCAACGAAGACCCAACACAGCCAAAAAUAAAUGUUUAUUUUAAAAAAUAAAAUAAUUCAGGAAA